GUCAAGGAGUUCGCGGUUUCCGGCGCGCGGUGCAGGACGGGAAUGCGAGUAGCGUUGUCGGCCGGCGCCUGCCUCGUUUUUCGGCGAGCCGGGCAGGGAGGCGGCGGCAGCCACGGCCGAGGCGGACGGCCAGCCUGGCUAGAUAACUCCAUUAGCCAUGGAAGCUGAAGAGACGAUGGAAUGCAUUCAGGAAUUUCCAGAGCAUUAUAAAGUAAUUUUGGAUAGACUGAAUGAACAGCGAGAGCAGGAUCAGUUCACAGACAUCACUCUGAUUGUUGAUGGUCACCAUUUCAAAGCUCAUAAAGCUGUUCUUGCUGCCUGUAGCCAGUUUUUCUACAAAUUCUUCCAAGACUUCACUCAGGAGCCUCUAGUAGAGAUAGAAGGUGUAAGUAACAUGGCAUUUCGCCACUUAAUUGAGUUCACCUAUACCGCCAAGCUAAUGGUCCAAGGGGAAGAAGAAGCAAACGAUGUCUGGAAGGCGGCUGAAUACCUUCAGAUGUUAGAAGCCAUUAAAGCACUCGAAAUCAGGAACAAGGAAAAUUCAUUGCCACUUGAAUCGAAUCAGGCACAAGAUACCAAUACAGCUAAAAAGAGGAAGAUAGCAGAGACCUCCAAUGUUAUCACAGAAACGCUGCCCUGUGCGGAAUCGGAGCCUGUUGAAAUCGAGGUGGAGAUUGCAGAAGGGGCUAUCGACAUGGAAGAAAACAACGUAGAAGCGCUAGAGGAGGUUGCAUCCGCUGAACAAUCUAUCAAGUACAUACAGACCACAGGCACUUCCGACGAGUCGGCGUUGGCUCUUCUGGCAGAUAUCACCAGCAAGUUCCGCCACGGGGAGAGAAACAGCCAGAUCCAGGAGGAAUGCGACAGCCUGUCCGACCCGAUGGGCAAGCAGGUGGAAGGCAUCGAGAUUAUGGAGCUCCAGCUGUCGCACGUCAACAACCUGUUCCACUGUGAAAAGUGCAACCGUUCGUUCAAGUUGUUCUACCAUUUUAAGGAGCACAUGAAAGCACACUCCACGGAGAGCUACAAGUGCGACCUGUGCAAUAAAAGGUACCUCCGGGAGAGUGCGUUGAAGCAGCACCUUACCUGUUAUCACCUUGACGAGGGUGGCGCCAACAAGAAACAGAAGCAGGGCAAAAAAAUACACGUCUGCCAGUACUGUGAUAAACAAUUUGACCACUUUGGCCAUUUUAAAGAACAUCUGCGGAAACACACAGGUGAAAAGCCAUUCGAGUGUCCAAACUGCCACGAACGUUUUGCUCGGAACAGCACGCUCAAGUGUCACUUGACGGCGUGCCAGUCCGGCGCUGGUGCUAAAAAGGGGCGCAAAAAGCUUUACGAAUGUCAGGUCUGCAACAGUGUCUUUAACAGCUGGGACCAAUUUAAAGAUCACCUGGUGAUACACACAGGCGACAAGCCCAACCACUGCACCCUCUGCGACGUCUGGUUCAUGCAAGGCAGCGAACUGCGGCGGCACCUGCAGGAAAUCCACCACAUCUCGGAGCGGAUUGUGACUGAGGACAUCCUCCCGGUGGACAGUAACCCGGUCGCCUCGAUGACGAUUAUCGAGCAGGUGGAACAAGUCCACGUCCUGCCGCUGAUCCAGGUCCAUGUGGACCCGGCGCAAGUGACGGUCGAGCAGGUGCACCCGGACUUGAUACAGAACAAUCAAGUGAAAGACGAACAAAUAACUGAGCUGCAAGAACAGGUAGAGAUCAGCUACCUGGAAGUGGAGCACAUUCAGACUGAGCCCGGGACAGAAGUGCACAUGGAGGAGCUGGACGUUGAGCACGUCAACCAGCUGCAGAUGGAGGAGGUCCAGGCACAGCUCAUAGAGGAAGUGGAUCUCGGGCCUGUAGAGUCGGAACAGGUGGAUCAAGGGGGACUGGAAGCAAGCGCACCUGUGCAGGUGGGCGAGCUGGUGGCCCCAGCCACUGAUCACGGAGAAUCAGAUGAUUUAAAAACUCAGCCAGCAGUGGACGUACAGGAGGAAAAGGUGGAAAGCUAGGACAAUGUCAACCGUGUUACUGGCGCUCUGAAACAUGGCAUACCAAAUCAUUCUCUUUUUU
Molecule: messenger RNA, 2069 nt
Organism: Euleptes europaea (tarantolino)
Lineage: Eukaryota; Metazoa; Chordata; Lepidosauria; Squamata; Sphaerodactylidae
Gene: ZBTB35
Product: zinc finger protein 131
Exons: 7
Coding region: 158-2008 (616 amino acids)
Biological process (GO): regulation of transcription by RNA polymerase II
Cellular component (GO): nucleus
Molecular function (GO): DNA-binding transcription factor activity, RNA polymerase II-specific; RNA polymerase II cis-regulatory region sequence-specific DNA binding; protein binding
Source: RefSeq, a predicted model, not a curated record